Boleophthalmus pectinirostris (great blue-spotted mudskipper) is the source of this 936-nucleotide messenger RNA. RefSeq names its product odorant receptor 131-2-like. Lineage: Eukaryota; Metazoa; Chordata; Actinopteri; Gobiiformes; Gobiidae. The transcript is spliced from 2 exons. Gene Ontology annotation, biological process: G protein-coupled receptor signaling pathway. Bases 1 to 936 code for a protein of 311 amino acids. Gene Ontology annotation, molecular function: G protein-coupled receptor activity. Gene Ontology annotation, cellular component: membrane. The record is from RefSeq and is a predicted model, not a curated record.
AUGAAUUUUUCCGGCUCUGGCUCUAACUCUACUCCUGUGGUGGUGAGGGACGAUCUGAAGACUGCAAUAAUGAAAAAUGUCAUCACGGUGACUCUGUGUCUGUCCAUCAACUACAUUAAUGCUACUCUGGUUUAUAUCUUUAUGAAGCACGAGAUAUUCAAAAUGAAUCCUCGCUACAUCCUCUACAUCCACCUGGUGAUCAACGACAUCAUCCUGAUGACACUGCUGACGCUCAUUCAAGUCUUGAGCUACAUAGUUUACACUUUCCAUGUGUGGUUGUGCAUUCUUUUCCUUCUUUUAGGUUUACCUGCUAAUUUAAACAACCCUAUGACUCUUGCCGUCAUGGCCAUUGAGUGCUAUGUUGCUGUCUGCUUCCCUCUGCGACACUCACAGAUCAUUACAGUUAAGAAAACCUACAUUGUCAUUGGCUUCAUUUGGCUGAUAAGUGCACAGUCUGUUCUUCCAGAUGUGUUUGUCUCUUUAGCCACAGAACAUCUUGGCUUUUUUCAAUCUCGAGUGUUUUGUCAAAGAACAGAUCUUUUCAGAAGUCCUGGCAUAAAUAAGAAAGACACUAUCUUGAAUGCUGUAUUAAUGGCCAUUGUGUGGACGACUCUUAUCUACACAUAUUUCAAAAUACUUUUUACAGCAAAAUCAGCUUCAUCUGACGCCAAAAAGGCCAGAAACACAGUUCUGCUUCAUAGCUUCCAGCUAAGUCUCUCCAUGCUCACAUAUAUGUAUAGUCCACUUACAACAGGACUGACGUAUUUGUUUCCUCAGAGUUUGCUCGCUAUUCGCUUUGCUGUGACCAUAAUAGCCAAUGUGAUGCCACGGCUUGUCAGUCCACUUGUUUACGGGAUACGAGAUAAAACUUUCAGGAAAUAUUUGAAGAUUUAUUUGUUUUGUGGGGAAAGAAAUAAUGACAUUAAUAUUACUUGA